CUUGUGGAAUACACGAAGCGAGGCAGAGUUGGCGUGGAGAGGUUUUCGCUGCCGGCUUCCCUCAUGGCUUUUGCGCCCAUGGGGCCGGACGCUUCAUUCUUUGAGGUUUUGGAGCGGCAUAGGGCUUCCCUGUUGGCCACACAAAAGAGAGAUAGUGGGGAGCCCCCAGACCGCUUGGCCUCCAGUUCUGAGGUCUGUGCAGCUAUAGAAAAUGUUAUCCAAGGCAUCGUCGCCAGCCUGGCGAGCAAAGAAGCACCUGCGUUCACAAUAGAAGACAGAUCGAGCUGGAAAAAUAUGAAGAUUGACGACUCGGCGGGCCUCCAGAUGGCACCUCACUGCACCAUGAGGAAGAUCAAAAGUGACUCAUUAACAUCAGUUCAGAAAUUUGCUCUAAUUCUUAAGGUUCUGUCCAUGAUUUAUAAAUUAGCACAGAGCAACACUUACGCAACCAAAAGAGACAUCUAUUACACUGACAGCAAACUCUUCGGCAGUCAGACUGUCGUGGACAGUAUCAUCAAUGACAUCUCUUGUAUGUUGAAAGUGCCCAGGAGGAGUCUUCAUAUAUUGUCUACAUCGAAAGGGUUAAUUGCCGGCGAUCUCAGCUAUGUGGAGGAAGACGGCACCAAAGUGCACUGCACCUGCGGGGCCACGGUUGCUGCUGUGCCAUCUAAUAUUCAAGGAAUUCAAAAUUUAAUUACAGAUGCAAGAUUUCUAUUAAUUGUAGAAAAGGAUGCAACAUUUCAGCGACUCCUGGAUGACAACUUUUGCAGCAGGAUGUCCCCAUGCAUCAUGGUCACGGGAAAGGGAGUGCCUGACCUGAACACCAGACUGCUGGUCAAGAAACUGUGGGACACAUUCCACAUGCCCAUGUUCACGCUCGUGGACGCCGACCCCUACGGCAUAGAAAUAAUGUGUAUCUACAAGUAUGGCUCUUUGACCAUGUCUUUUGAAGCACAUCAUCUCACAGUUCCAGCUAUCCGGUGGCUUGGUCUCCUGCCUUCCGACAUUAAAAGAUUAAAUCUACCCAAAGACAGUUUGAUUCCACUGACAAAGCAGGAUCUCAUAAAACUGGACAGUGUGCGCAGGAGACCUUACAUGAGCUGCCAGCCGUCCUGGAGGGAAGAGAUGCAGAUAAUGGCAGACUCCAACAUGAAGGCGGAAAUCCAAGCCUUGGCCUGCCUGUCGGCCGACUACCUCUCCAGAGUGUAUUUACCCAACAAAUUAAGAUUUGGAGGAUGGAUAUAAAAUGCAUCCUAAGGACGGGUGAGGCCCAGAGGCUCUUCCUGUAGUUUUGCUCUCACUGAGAAACACUGUUGUGAAGAAAGCUUCAUUCCUUGAAAG
Molecule: messenger RNA, 1341 nt
Organism: Ochotona curzoniae (black-lipped pika)
Lineage: Eukaryota; Metazoa; Chordata; Mammalia; Lagomorpha; Ochotonidae
Gene: SPO11
Product: SPO11 initiator of meiotic double stranded breaks
Exons: 13
Coding region: 64-1245 (393 amino acids)
Biological process (GO): meiotic DNA double-strand break formation; reciprocal meiotic recombination; meiotic DNA double-strand break processing
Cellular component (GO): nuclear chromosome
Molecular function (GO): DNA binding; DNA topoisomerase type II (double strand cut, ATP-hydrolyzing) activity; ATP binding
Source: RefSeq, a predicted model, not a curated record